CGCUAUGUCAUCGUUCAUCCACUCCAUCCGCUCGUCAUUUAGCAUCAGCAGAAACAAAUCAUCCCCGCCAUCCAACGACAAGGCCACCAUGCCUCCUCCUCAAACAACGCUCAAGCGCGUGCUUGUUACGGGUGGCGCUGGUUACAUAGGUUCUCACAUCAUAUACUCUCUCCAAGAAACCCGCCGCUUCAAGGUCAUUUCCAUCGACAACCAUCACAAUUCCCAUCCCAAAGCCCUCGACCGUGUCGCCCACAUCGCGCGCGACGCUCUACCCGCGAACGCGACAUCGGAAGAGCGCGAGAGCGCAGAGAUUGAUGCGCACACGGCAGAUCUUACCAAGCCUGAAGAAGUCCGUGCCGUCUUCGAGAAAUAUGGCAAGGGUGGAAUCUGGGGAGUGAUCCACGUAGCCGCUUACAAAGCCGUAGGAGAAUCUACUGAGAUUCCGCUCACCUACUACCAGAACAACGUUGCUGCCACCAUCUCCCUCCUCCAGAUAAUGUCUGAGUUCGACUGCACUCGCAUGGUCUACUCCUCAUCGGCGACCGUUUACGGCACUCCACCCAGCAUCCCCAUCCCCGAGACGACACGGCUGAAGGCAGACAGUCCCUAUGGCCGGAGUAAGGUCAUGAGCGAAACUGUUCUGGACGACCUUUGUCAUGCCGAACCUCAGAGGUGGAAAGCCAUCUCUUUGCGAUACUUCAACCCUGCUGGAGCGCACCCUUCGGGUCUCAUUGGCGAAGAUCCCAGAGGCCGGCCUGGUAACCUCUUGCCACUGUUGGCUCAAAUGGCCGUCGGCCGUGUCAAGGAUCCCGUCCUCAAGGUCUUUGGCAACGAUUAUCCUACUCCGGACGGUACCUGCGUCCGAGACUACAUUCAUAUUCUCGACCUCGCGAAGGGCCACCUUCUCGCCCUCGAUGCCCUAUCAGACAACUCGACUGUGUUCGAUAACUGUCCGGACGAGGCUCGCUACAAAGCGUACAACCUGGGAAAGGGACGUGGAAUGUCUGUCUUGCAGAUUGUCGAGGCCAUGCGGAAGGCAAGUGGCUUCGACUACAAGACGGAGAUCACGGGCAGGAGAAAAGGAGACGUCCCCGAUCUCACCGCCGAUCCCGCACUGGCUGAGAAGGAACUCGGCUUUCACGCAGACGCGGAUUUGGAGACAAUGUGCCGCGAUCUCUGGAACUGGCAGACGAAGAACCCGCAAGGAUAUGAUACUCCGGCCAAGGAUUGAAUUUAUUUAGAUUCAAUACUCCCAGGAGCAUGGGCCAGCGAUAAGAGCAUAAUCAGCGGUUCGUGUUAUGACCGAUGAUUCACGGAACGACCUUUCGCAUUGUGUACACAUAAACGUAAUACCAGCCAUUUGACCGUGCAUAUGCCAAUGCCAAGGGGUAUCUAGUCACGAACAUUCUCGUACAUAUACGGUAGGUAGGUAGGUAUACGGGAUGUCGUGCGAUCAAAAAAAACUUGCACCUCGGUUCAAACGCGAUCACGGUAAAUUGGUUUGGCCGUCAAAGAUAACAUUCAACCAAGCCGCAAGGCGAUAGCCCUGCUUGGCCAGCUGAAGGUCGAUAAUGGGCAGAGCGCCUGAGUAAUAAGACCCGGUGCAAAGGUCCUGUCCACUUGUAUAAUUGAAGACGUAGGUGCAGUCAUAUUCGUUUGCAUCUUGCGCCCAGAUAAGUGGACAAGCAAGUGGCUUUAUUGCACGGGAGUUAACUGUGGCAUGGAUCUCGUCCUCAAGAGUGAAGGCCCGCGUCGAAGUCACAGGCUCGGUAAUAGAGGAGCAGUUGAUCCAAGACGAAGCCAGUGACUUGUACUUCCCGCUCCUGAUGCGGGUAACUAAUGUGGAUGCGUAUUUCGUCACAUCGCUCUCAUACUUCGCGUCAAUGUUCUUCGUCAAGAUACCGGUGUCCCAGACAGAAUGCAAGUUAUCCGAUGACUCGCCAGAGCACUUGGCGUCAAUGUCAUUGCCACCAACCUUAUAUGCCUCCACGUGUAACGGUUGGCCAAUGUCUCCGAGGAAGUGAUCAAGGAACUUCAAUGCCUCUUGCCUCUGCUUGGCACUGAGGCUGGUUU
Punctularia strigosozonata HHB-11173 SS5 is the source of this 2073-nucleotide messenger RNA. Its product is annotated as UDP-glucose 4-epimerase. Gene Ontology annotation, cellular component: cytosol. The transcript has 12 exons. Gene Ontology annotation, biological process: beta-D-galactose catabolic process via UDP-galactose, Leloir pathway. Bases 89 to 1231 code for a protein of 380 amino acids. Lineage: Eukaryota; Fungi; Basidiomycota; Agaricomycetes; Corticiales; Punctulariaceae. Gene Ontology annotation, molecular function: UDP-glucose 4-epimerase activity. The record is from RefSeq and is a predicted model, not a curated record.